Molecule: messenger RNA, 3120 nt
Organism: Branchiostoma floridae (Florida lancelet)
Lineage: Eukaryota; Metazoa; Chordata; Leptocardii; Amphioxiformes; Branchiostomatidae
Product: rac GTPase-activating protein 1-like
Exons: 26
Coding region: 173-2236 (687 amino acids)
Biological process (GO): signal transduction
Source: RefSeq, a predicted model, not a curated record
UUUGACCCUCUACGUCAUCUUCGUACGUGAUCGGCUGUUCGGGAAUCUUCGGAAAUUCUUCCGGUGGAACGCAGCCCGUUGAUUGGCUGCCAUUUUUGAAUUCACGGCGCUAACCGGCGGAGGGCGUCCAAGCGCCAUCUUCAAGUUGUUUUUCCAGAAAAAGUUGUCAAAGAUGUCACUUGUUGCCGCUUUCGAUGAUCUUGUGCGAUGCACCAAUGUGCUCACACAAGGCUGUGAAUCAGAGUUCCUGCAGUUUGUGAGGAACCAGGAGCAGUGUCGCCAGCGAUGGCUCACGGCGGAAAUGGAGUCCGGUGGGAUGAGAGAGAGGCUGAUAAAACUGCAGGCAGAAAAGGACGCUCUGGAGACCAAACUGAAGCAUGCCAGGAACCAGGUGGACGUAGAGAUGAAACGACGCAUGAAAGCUGAGGGUGAGAAGGACACUUUGGAACGACAAGUAGCCCUUGUGCGAGAAUUGUUGGACGACAAACAGCGCAGCAUGCUGGACGAGAAAGGCAGGGAGAGUCUCGCUGCUCUGGCCAGCGCUACAAACCUCAAGUCCCCUGCUAAAAGAUUGUCGGCAAUAGAUGAAUCCAACGGUUCGAUUCUCUCUGCAUCUGACAUCAGCUAUGAUCGCACAGAUGAUGACUUGGAUGCUGAUAUUUCAAUGUUGAGAGAUGGAACAGAAUGGAAGAGACAUUCACAUGGAGGCAAAAAGCGUCCCAGUGCUCCACCCAAGGAAGAUGACAGCCCUGCUGCCAAAACCAUCCGGACAGAUCUAGACAAUGUAGGGGUUGGCGAGACCUCCAUUAUCACCACUACCACUGUGACCUUGGACGGUGAAGGUCGCGGGACAGCCACCGCUAAGAUCGAGACCCACCCCAAACCUCGCCUGAACCGCAGCUUCAGCCAGCCGCUGCCUGUAACUCUGGACAAGCGACCAGACUCCCCUGGCAGUGACUCCACGGACUCGUUCUGGGGCACCCCAGCCAGCACACUGAAGGGUGGCAUCAGCACACCACAACUCACUCCUAGCAGACCUGCAUGGUCUAUGCAGGGAACGAAAAAAAGGGUUCAGGGUGUUCUCAAACCAACCUCUGGAGGAGGUCGGCAGCAUAUGUUCUGUUCCAAAACGGUCAUCAAACCCGAAACCUGCCUGCCGUGUAAUAAGAAGAUCAAGUUUGGAAAGAUGGCACUGAAAUGCAAAGACUGCCGUGUUGUGUGCCAUCCCGACUGUAAGUUCAAGGUGACCAUGCCCUGUGUUCCCAACAACACCCCCACCUCCGGCAAGAAGCAGACGAACAACUACCAUGCAACUAGACGACAGCUUGAGCUGGAGAACUUCUUGCCUCCAUAUGGACCAAUGAUCCCAGCCCUAGUGGUUCAUUGCAUCAAUGAGAUAGAGUCCAGGGGCAUGCUGGAAGAAGGGCUGUACCGGGUUCCUGGGUCUGACCCUGCAAUCAAGGACUUAAGGGAGAAAUUCUUCCAAGGCAAGACUCCAAAUAUGGCUAAGGAAGACAUCCAUGUUGUCUGCGGCUGUCUCAAGUCCUUCCUGCGUGGGCUUAGGGAGCCGCUGGUGACCUUUAACCUCCAUCACAACUUCAUGAGAGCCACAGAAAUUGCUGACGAGCAGGACUUUGCGACUUCCCUGUACCAGGCUGUGAGCGAAAUGCCCCAGCCGAACCGCGACACGCUGGCCUUCAUCAUCCUCCAUCUGCAGAGAGUGUCGGAGAGCAAGCGGACUAAGAUGGGCAUGUCCAACCUGGCCAAGGUGUUUGGCCCCACUCUCAUUGGCCACGGCACCGCCGACCCUGAUCACAUGACCAUGCUGGCUGACACACGCAAGCAGCCCCGGGUAAUGGAAGGGCUUUUGCUGAUGCCGUCCGACUUCUGGCGUAAGUUUGCGGAGGAGGACAACGAGAACCUGGCGUCCCCCCAUGUCGGAAACGUCAUCACCAACCCCUACUCCAUGCGCACUCCCGAGGGGAGGCAAGAAGACGGUGCUAAAGAUAAGACCAAAGAGAAUGCGGAGAAUGCAGCUCCUAAGGGCAGCAUGUUGGGACCAGUGCGGACGACACCCAACUCUACAGACAGUGGGGUGAAGAAGUCAGGGUCUACUAGCUCCCUGGACAGAGCCAAGGGCUUCCUACAGCGAACACCACUAACACCAAGGUUUGGUUCUAAAAGUGCGAAAUCUACGAGCAAGCGCAACUUCUUUGCCUCCCCCAUGCUGAAGUGAUCGGGACAUGAUUAUCAAGUGACCAUCUCAAAAAAAUGAUGACGAAUAAUAUCAAAUUACCACAACUAUUUAACAACAUGUUUUUGGGCCAAGCAAGUCCCUUUUUUGUUUCUAAAAGAUGACAUGUAACUUAGCAAUUUAAUUCUGGCAAGAUGUAGUAUUGGUUUACAUUUUUUGUCGCAGCUAUUAUUAUGUGACAAUGUUGAAAUGUUGCAAUGGUCGCAACUAUAUGUUUAUGUACACAUAAGUUAGCUGCAUAUUGUUGCUUUGAAUAGAUUUUUUUUCAUGAUGGCUCAAUUAACAUAUUGUUAAAUAUUUGUUGGACCUACUUGACUCUAAUAUGUCUACUUGAUAGGUACUAGUCUGAUUAUUGUAUCAUAUAUUAAGAAAUUUUGUUCUUUUGUAGAAAUCGAAGUACUAGUAUACUAAGAAAAGCAUUACAAUCGCUAAGUGAAAUUCAAUUACUUUAACUUGUAUUUAUCGGAAAGAAAGCUACUGAAAACUAGUACAUGUACAAUGUAUGUUCGUAUACUUAUUGUUAUGACCCUAGAAUGAAAUACAGUACUUUGCAACACUCCAUAGUAACUCAAACGUUUUUAAAACAGGUGGCAUAGGAAAGACUAUCCUACAGUACAAUUCAGAUAUACGGCGCUCCUUUAUCACGGGAUGGUUAUGAUUUCUUUGUGGUUGUCAGUAACUGCCGGUAGUGGCACAAUAGAUUUGUACAUUAUGAUUGAUAACAUUGUACAUUCAUACAAAGCUGUAGAUUAAAUCAGGAUUUUUUAAACAUCUAACUGUACAUGUUUACUCAUAUCCCUGCAUAGAAACUUCUGUCACUCUUUUUUCUCUCCUUUUGAUGUAAAUAAAAGACUUGCAAGCAUGUA